CGUUUCCUGAAAAAUAUGCUCCAUGGAACCAGGUGCUUAAAAUCGGAAGGGAAAGCUAUGAAAUUUUUGGAACGAUGCUGAUUGGUUGUUCCCACCAUUCACCUUUGGCUUUUGUCAAAUUCAAGUGAUGUAAAAGAACAGGAUUCAUUCUUCAGUGAUAUUAGUUCAGAAAAGGACAAAGGGAAAGAAUUCAAAGAUAUCAUCAAACCGCAGCAAAAGAGUAUAGGAACAAACAUGUCUUCCAUGCAAGCGACUGCUAUGAACGUCGUGGGCGGUCAAGAAGAUGAAACGGCAGCACAACAGGCGCAGCCACCUGUGCCGAAUCCGGCUCAAUCAAGUGUGCCGAUUGGAAAACAACAGGGUCCGCAACAAGCUACUCAAGGACAAAUGACUAGUACCGGUGCUCCAACAGACUGUACAAAAUUCACGCCCGAUUCAGAAAAAUGUAGAUUCAUACAAGAAUACUUGGUGUUUCUUUUGCACGCUGAUAAAUGUCAACGACGUGAAAACCAAGCAAACGAAAUGGAACGAUGUACUUUAUCACGUUGUAAAACAAUGAAAAAAGUUUUAAAACAUACGACAAACUGUACAAGGGGUAAAAAUGGUUUUGUGUCCUCUUGUAGCAUGUCCAAAUCAAUCAUCAAUCAUUGGAAAUAUUGUAAUAGAAGUGAUUGUCCAAUCUGCAUGCCGAUAAAGAACCAGCAAAGAAUCGGCAAAGAUAAUUUUAUAGUUUAUGACACGUUAGGGAUUCAAUGUUCAACAUCAACACCAGGACUCUUGCUUGGCCAAGGCAUUAGUAGAAUGUCAGCUCCCAGCAUGUCGGAUCCUCCAGGGACACUGAGAAAUGUCCCAGGGAUACAGAGUAAUGCAACUUCAGACGCAAACUGUCGGAACAAUCUGUAGUCAGUGCUGGACAACAAGUAAUCGCUCCAAAUGUAUCUCGUCCUCUAAAUUUUGAUCCUAGCACCUCGGGCGGGGUAAUUGACAAUCAAAUAAACUAGGGUUGCAUUCGGAUUAAGCAUAUAUAGUAUAUAUGAUUGCUUAAAUCUUUCUAUGCCAUUAUGUUUUGAUAUUACAAAAAUAAUGUAUAUUAUUUAAUGUAUAAUACUAAAUAGUUUAAUAAGCAAUUAUUAAAUAAAUUUGACAUAAAAAGACUCAAUUUUAAUCGGUCAAACAAUGAGGGCAGAGUUUUGGUAUAUCUCUUGCUUGUAACCACAUCAAUUUUUUGUAUACAUAUUUGAAUAUGCUGACAGUAUAUUUAUGUAGAUGCAAUACAAAUUAUAUAUACAAUA
Pogonomyrmex barbatus (red harvester ant) is the source of this 1292-nucleotide messenger RNA. Its product is annotated as histone lysine acetyltransferase CREBBP. The record is from RefSeq and is a predicted model, not a curated record. Gene Ontology annotation, cellular component: histone acetyltransferase complex; transcription regulator complex. Gene Ontology annotation, molecular function: transcription coactivator activity; histone acetyltransferase activity; chromatin DNA binding. Gene Ontology annotation, biological process: positive regulation of transcription by RNA polymerase II. Lineage: Eukaryota; Metazoa; Arthropoda; Insecta; Hymenoptera; Formicidae.